AUGGAAGUGAAUGUGACUCAGUGGGAGGUCCAGGCAUUGACAGACCACACUUAUGCCUCAGGGGAUAAAAUAAUGUCACACAAGGCAACACAGUACCACAGUGAAGAUCCCUUAGCCCUUUUCAUUCUCAAGAAUGAUACUAGCUCUUUACUGUACACUGGCUUCACACUUAGUGUCUUUAAAGAACAUGUUAAAUUUCUCCGGAAGUUCUACACUUUGAAGUUUAAGAUGCAGUAAUAUCAAAUUCUGAUAACCAUGAUGAAGCUGAAGUUGAAUUUACUUCAGGGCGAUCUUGCUGAACGCUUUGAUGUGUCCCAGAGUGCAGUAAGCCAAAUUCUUUCCUACUGGAUUGACACAAUGGAGGAGCACACAAGAGUCUACAUUCCAUGGCUACCACGGGAAACAAUCCGCAGCACAAUGCCUCAAUGCUUUAAGGAAAACUUCCCGAACACCACCUGCAUUAUUGACUGCUUUGAAACAACUCUGCAAAAAGCACACAAUCUGGACUCCAGAGGGGAGUCGUACAGUCAUUAUUAUUCAAACAAUACUCUGAAGUAUUUAGUUGCCAUUGCCCCCUGUGGACUCAUUAUGUUCAUCUCCCCUGCUUAUGAGGGAAGAUGCAGUGACAAGUUCAUUACCCAAGAAUCUGGCUUUCUGGACUAUCUCCAGCCGGGUGACGAAGUGAUGGCAGACAGAGGCUUUACCAUUCGUGAUUUGCUGUUUGAGAGAGAGGUAAACCUUAUCUUGCCAGCAUUUACUCAUAAAGGUGGACAGUUGUCUGACGAGGAUGUUACAGGCACAAGGAGGAUCGCAAAUGUUUGUAUACGUGUGGAAAGAGUUAUUUGA
Molecule: messenger RNA, 846 nt
Organism: Labeo rohita (rohu)
Lineage: Eukaryota; Metazoa; Chordata; Actinopteri; Cypriniformes; Cyprinidae
Source: RefSeq, a predicted model, not a curated record